Messenger RNA from Papaver somniferum (opium poppy), 1374 nucleotides. Its product is annotated as aspartic proteinase CDR1-like. Bases 1 to 1374 code for a protein of 457 amino acids. Lineage: Eukaryota; Viridiplantae; Streptophyta; Magnoliopsida; Ranunculales; Papaveraceae. The transcript has a single exon. Gene Ontology annotation, cellular component: extracellular region. The record is from RefSeq and is a predicted model, not a curated record.
AUGGCAGCAUACAAUUUUUCGAUUGUGCAUCUUUCUAUUUUCUUUUGCUAUACCAUUUCUUUAGUCUCUUUUGUUUAUGGUGGUGGUUUUAGUGUUGAUUUAAUUCAUCGAGAUUCUCCUCUUUCUCCAUUUUACAGCUCAACAGACAAAGCUUCUGAUCGAGCUGAGAGUGCCAUUUGUCGUUCCAUUGAGCGUUGCAGUCACUUCAGUAAGAAGAAACCUUCAUCAGAAAAAUCAUCAAACAAACUCGGUAACAUAACGUCAACUGUAGUACCAGGUGUUGUGGGUGACUAUCUAAUGUUACUUGCAGUUGGAACACCAGCACUUCCGCUAUUAGCAGUUGCUGAUACCGGUAGUGAUAUUAUAUGGUUUCAAUGUACACCUUGUGAUGUUUGUUUUCCGCAAACAAUCUCUGCAAUAUUUGCACCUGAAAAUUCGUCUACUUACGAAAAUAUUCCUUGCGCAACAAAAGAGUGUGAUGCUCUAAGUAGUGUCAGUAAUGUUGUCCCUUGUGAUGGUAAUGCUUGUAAAUAUAAUGCAAGUUAUGGAGAUGGAUCGAUCUCUAUCGGAAAUUUCGCACGUGAAACCCUAACUUUUCAAUCAACCGAAGGUACCGAAUCAGUUAUAUCAGUUAGUAACAUGGCUUUUGGUUGCGGUCAUAACAACACUGGAAUAUUCAGUGCACUUGGAGCUGGUUUGGUUGGUCUUGAUGCUGGACCAUUUUCGCUGGUUUCUCAGUUGGGUUCAAUCAUAGAUAACAAAUUUUCUUACUGUUUGGUGAAUGUUAAUGCAAACACAACAGCAAGUAAAUUAACCUUUGGCAGCAAUCCUAAGCUAGUUGAUGGAUCAAAAGUUGUUUCAACUCCAAUAAUCUUUAAAGAAAACCAAUCUUUCUAUUAUCUGACACUUGAAGCUAUUAGUGUUGGUGAUAUUAGAGUUCCUUUCAACACCAGUGCUAGCAGCAAUAAUGAAGUACUACUUGAAAAAGGGAAUAUUGUUAUCGACUCCGGUUCUACUGUAACAUCUCUACCAGCUGAUUUUUACGCAGCAUUUGAAGCAGAAAUGAAGAAAGCCAUUACAGUUAAUCCCGUUAUUGAUCCUAAUACAAGUUUAAGAUUAUGUUAUCCAGGGGAUUCAGACCCAAGUUCGGUUCCAGCCGUUACUGCUCAUUUUACUGAUGCUGAUAUUGUUCUUAAUCCCUUGAACCUUUUCAAACUAAACGGCGACAAUGAUGAGCUGUUUGCAUGUCUAGCAUUCCUGCCAACAGACGACGUGGCCAUCUAUGGGAAUAUAGUUCAGAAUAACUUCAUUGUGGAAUAUGACCUUGUGAACAAGUUGGUAUCAUUCAUGUCAACAGAUUGUCGAAUGCCAUAG